Molecule: messenger RNA, 1068 nt
Organism: Aureobasidium namibiae CBS 147.97
Lineage: Eukaryota; Fungi; Ascomycota; Dothideomycetes; Dothideales; Saccotheciaceae
Product: thioredoxin reductase
Exons: 3
Coding region: 1-1068 (355 amino acids)
Biological process (GO): removal of superoxide radicals
Cellular component (GO): cytoplasm
Molecular function (GO): thioredoxin-disulfide reductase (NADPH) activity
Source: RefSeq, a predicted model, not a curated record
AUGCACUCCAAGGUCGUCAUCAUUGGCUCAGGCCCCGCCGGCCACACCGCCGCCAUCUAUGCCGCUCGUGCAGACCUUCAGCCCGUCUUGUACGAGGGCUUCCUCGCUCUCGGAAUCGCUGCUGGUGGUCAAUUGACUACCACCGACGAGGUCGAGAACUUCCCUGGAUUCAUGAACAUCCAGGGUGCUACCUUGAUGGACAACAUGCGCGCACAGUCCGAGGCUUGCGGUACCCAGAUCGUCACUCAGACUGUUGGAAAGGUCGACUUCUCCCAGAGACCCUUCAAGUUUUGGCUCCACCCCCUGGGCGACGACGAGAACCUUGAGGAAGAGACACACACAGCCGACAGCAUCAUCAUUGCAACCGGUGCUAAGGCAAGAAGAUUGGACCUGCCCGGCGAGGAGCAAUACUGGGGCAACGGUGUCAGUGCAUGCGCUGUCUGCGACGGUUCGCUGCCAAUUUUCAGACAAAAGCCUCUGGUUGUUAUCGGAGGUGGUGACUCGGCGGUUGAGGAGGCCAUCUACCUUACCAAGAAGGCUUCCAAGGUCACGGUGCUUGUUCGCAAGGAUCAGCUCCGUGCUAGCAAGGCCAACGCUCGCAGAUUGAGCACCAAUCCCAAGGUUGAAAUCAAGUACAACACUGUUGCUACCAAGAUCACUGGUGAGGACAAGCCUCGUGGUCUCAUGACCGGUCUCACCAUCAAGAACAUGAAGUCAGGAGAGGAGGAGAGCAUCGAGGCAAACGGUCUCUUCUAUGCUGUUGGUCACGAGCCUGCUACUACCCUGUUCAAGGGUCAAUUGAAGAUGGACGAGGACGGUUACUUGAUCACCGAACCUGGAACUACCCACACCAACGUCGAGGGUAUCUUUGCCGCGGGAGAUGUCCAGGACAAGAAGUACCGCCAAGCCAUCACCAGUGCAGGUUCUGGCUGUAUCGCCGCUCUCGAGGCAGAGAAGUUCCUCGCCGAAACCGACUCCGAAGUCGAGAAGUCGAUCGAGAACCAGGAGGUCAAGAAGAGCCAGACUGACAGCGACGUUCCGGAAUACAAGCAAAACCCUCUGCUCUAA